Alternaria alternata is the source of this 1499-nucleotide messenger RNA. RefSeq lists its product as hypothetical. NCBI's taxonomy places the organism in Eukaryota, Fungi, Ascomycota, Dothideomycetes, Pleosporales, Pleosporaceae. Bases 413 to 1255 code for a protein of 280 amino acids. The record is from RefSeq and is a predicted model, not a curated record. The transcript has 2 exons.
CUCAUCAUCUUGUCCUUCGCGUUACCUGUCCUGCUCUCACCUACUGUCUAGAGGUACCGGGAGCAACAUCUGCUUGGACUCACGAAGUGGCUAUGACGUCUUCGAUGACUGAGUUGAUUUCUCGCGAUGCAUUCCAGAGGGCAAUCCUCCUUUAACCAAGAUUUACCAAUCACUGAUGCAUUACCGAUCGUCAGGUCUCAGUUCAUGCAUGUUGUGAUCAUGCUGUGAAGUGAUUACGCUUUGCAAUUCACACGACUGUUUGCUUCGCUAUUCGGUAUAUCUGGCCUCCUUGUAUUCUCUCCUUUAAAUAUUCAUAUUCUUCUACACGUUACCAUUACGCAACUGCAUUACUACUCCCGUCUCCCUAAGGCGUUCAACGAAGUUUCGACCAGUUCCUCGGACCAGAGCAAUCAUGUUCACCAAGAUCUUCGGUGUCUCGAGAACAACUUUCCUCAUGUUUAAUGUCGUUCGAGCUAGCGACCAGGAUAAGUUCAACGAUAACAAAUGCAUUUGGUGCUGGGGCCCAUACGACGAAGACCAUCCUGCUGCUCGCGUGCGGACUUGCGGCCACGUAUUCGGACGCGACUGUCUCCCACAAAUAACCAAGGGCCCGACCGGUGAUCUUUGUCCUAUCUGUCGAUCUCCAUGGUUCCGGACCGAUACUCUGCCUCUCAUGUUACAAUUCCUCAAUCGCUUCUUUGUGAACCCUUUAGUGAAUUUGUUAACUCCGAUCAGGCUCACCUUAUACAAGAUCGAAGCUAAACUUCCGCCUUGGGUGCUGUCCAUAGGACGCUUUUUAUUCUACGCAGGCAAUGUGUAUCACCAAAUCGACUACAUGAUCCGAGCUUUCACCGGCCUAUAUGCAAGGAACCCAGGUUUGCGUUCCUUUACCAUGUCUCCGGUGAUACGACAUGAAAAGUGGGACAGGUUCUUGAUUCUCACUUGCUCCUACCUUGCGACUCGAACAACAAAACCAACCGCGAUUAAUAUAGGUGCGGCUUCCCUGAGCUUACACGAGGAAGUUCUGGUAUGUGCAGUAACGUCGAUCAUGUUCAAAGUCUACAUUCUAUUGAAGCACGGCGCACACCGUCAGCUCAAAAGUCGGCGGGAUUGUGCUAUCUUCGGAUUGAUCACGGGUCUGAUUUUGACGCUCCAUUGGUUAGCAGCUUCCAUGGUAUUCAAGAUUGUUAUUAAGAACCACCAACAAGCUGGAAACCGUAGGGUAGAAAAUCUCGAAGUCGGUAGAGACCUAUGAGUCGGUGGAAAAUCUGGACUUGGAGAUAAUUUUGGGAGACACCGAUAGAAAGCUAUUGAAUAGUGAGAUGGUACGGAACAAGUCUGACAUCUGCAGUAAAGCAGCAGACGGGUAUACUUGUCGGAUGGAGCAUGUGGGUUUAUACUGAUCAGGUGUCUUUUCGGGCAUCUCACGGCAUCGACUUAUCACACAUGCACUUUCACGAAGCGAUGGGUUUCCAUUAUGGUUCGUGCUUAAGAACAAG